This is a messenger RNA of Truncatella angustata, 2225 nucleotides long. RefSeq lists its product as uncharacterized. NCBI's taxonomy places the organism in Eukaryota, Fungi, Ascomycota, Sordariomycetes, Amphisphaeriales, Sporocadaceae. The transcript has 4 exons. Bases 222 to 2081 code for a protein of 619 amino acids. The record is from RefSeq and is a predicted model, not a curated record.
ACAAACCCCACUGUAUCACAGCAUAUCGAUCAGCACCAGCUCUUAAGGAGCCGAACUGCUUGAAACAGACCUCAACAUUGAAGCUUGCAUUUUCCCUCUCUCACUGCCCGAUCAAACACAAGCUACCGUCGGGUUCGCCCGGCCGCAUCCGAACCCUCACCGGUGAAAGCUUGCCUUCAACACACCUCAUUAUAUUUUGAUCAAUCAGUCCAUCAGCCACCAUGCUCGACAUAUAUUGGGCUGACCACAAAAGGGAGCGCGUUGGUGAUAGGAAAAUUAGAAAGGAGCGCGAGGAGCAGGAGGCCAAGGCGAAGGUGAACGAGGGGGACGGGAAGAAGCAUGAAAGCUUGCGCAGUUCGGUUUCCAUCACCAGCUCCGCCUCGAGUGAAAAAGCCUUUGGGCUCUUUUCAAACAAGGGCCGGAGAAAACUUGCGGCGUCAUCAAGCUUCGACUAUACCACUGGCCCACCAUUGUCACCGACUGAGAGCCCCAGAGGUAGGAGCGAGGCCGCGCAUGGCGUAAACAGGCUUCUCUCACACAAGGGUACUUCAGAAACCUCUAAACCACAUGGUGAUGGGGCCUGUCUACCUGUUCAACAACCUCAAUCUGUCGAUGUCCAUUCCAGUCCUUCACCAAGAGAUUCUAUAUUUUCAAAACGAACUCAGCUGUCGCUUGCUACUGCAAGUACACUGGACGGCUCUCCACCUAGAAACUCCGUUUCAGGCAAGUCAGAACACGUCAUGCAGACUUUGGGCCCCUCAUCUUUUGUGGUGAAGACAACCCAAGUUAUGGUUGCGCCUCGAAGCAUGGACUGCGAUAUUGAUCACUUGGUGUCGGAAGUAAACAUAUCUUCGGAUCGUAUCAAAGCUCCUAUGCCCCCAUCGGAAAGUAUUCCUGAAGAAGGAACACCAAUGCCAUUUGAUGGUUCGGAUUCGGCUCUUCUUCUCACUAGACUUUCGCAAACGCCACCACCUCUGGAAGCCCUUGGUGUCGCUGACAGAUCCAUAGCGGCGGAGGGAAUUCUUGAACUAUCCAAUCUCGAUCCUUGGAAACCUCAUCAUCAAUGGGAUCGUGCUCAGCCCCAAGAUAUUCCAGGGUCUUUCUUCGAAAAGAAAACUCAGAGCCCUGCAGCAUCCAAUCAUUACAUAUCGCCGAACCUCUCAGCACUACAACGAGAGAUUCACAUGAUGGCAGCAGCGAGCCCUGAACUCAUGCUUGCCAACCUCAGGUCGGAAAUGUUUGAAGCGUCUGACUCUAGGGUAUAUAAGGAGCUAGAGAUGACGAAAAAGAGAUGGAUGUUCUCCGCUCUACAUUACGGUGCGAAACUUGACCAAGGAAGCUUCAUCCCAGGGUUCCAAAAAUCAUCUCGAGUGGCUAGAGUUCUAGCAAUAUACGAGACUCAUGCGUCGGCUACAUUCCUCGCGGCACUCUAUCCAGCAAUCAAGAUAUAUCAUCUGUCGCCAAGUCCCAUCUCCCCAAAUCUUUUCCCAAAUAUCCAACCGAUCCUAGUCCCCGCGAUCACAGUAACGGCUGCCUCGCGACCGCUUCCACCUCAGCUAUUCUCAUCAGUCAUAUGUUUGUCGAUGCCAUCGUUGUUUUCUUCUAUGGAUAUUCCCCCGCUCCUGCGAAAUGUUCACCGUUGCUUGUCGGGAGGUGGAGCGCUCCACUUGAUGAUUGUAGACCCGGAACCAGUCCCCAGUUCAAUGGGACCCAAGUUGCGACAAUGGCUAAUUGAAAACCUACUGACAAACCUCGAACAAACAUUCCGUACAACGUUGCCAAGCCGGACUCUCCCUACCUGGUUAGCAGUGAGUCGACUACGCGGAAAGGGCAGCACGAUUAUGUCUCUAUCCAUCCCAGCGGUUUCGGAGAGCUUUGCCAAGAUCAGGGGUGUUAAAGACCCUGGUCCAGUGAAGGCAGAGUUGCGAUGCGAGACCAUAAGGAUGCUUUGGAGAGAGGUUUGGGGCAGUUUUGUACAUGCUAAAAGAUGGUGGUGGGAAGAGGAAGAAAUUCUUGAGGAGUGUGCCAUAUUCGGCACAUACUGGGUGUACUCGCAUGUCAUCGCAGUCAAGGAGGACUGACAAGCACUGCUUUUAUAUCACUGAUGAACCUCUGUCCUCGAGCACAACGCGCGUUCCUUCUCCAGCUUUCUUGUAUUUCGGAUGCACAAAAUGAUGGAUUGUCUUCAUGGUCGUUGUCAAUUGCCCUACAUCCCUAGUUAAUAG